AUGGCUCUUCUUUACGAGCGAUCUUCUGUAUGGCGUGCGAUCGUUUCUGCAACGCGGAAUCCACGAGUGUUAAUUCUGUUCACGGUGACUGCAACCGCAGCGGGCUAUGCCAUUGGAAAGGUAUCGGAGAUCGCGACCUCGGCAGCAUCAGAAAAAACGAAAGAUGACAUGGAGCAGAAAGUUCGGAAGGAUUUCGAAACAGCACGAUAUGCAAGCCAUAGCAAAAAUGCACUAGCUGUCAUGUUUGACAGCAUCAAACCGGAGAAUACACAUGGGGAGGACAACGUCAAUGCAAAACACAAGAAGCAUCCGAUUAAAUUGCCUGGGGUGAUGUGGCACCCCGCUAUUGCGAAAAGGGAAGCAGCGGCCAAGAUUGCCCGAGAAGCGGCUGCGACAGAAGGCAUGCCUGCUGCAUCGAGACCGACGCAAACAAGCCAACUUGGGCCGUCUAGCAAGCCGAAAGAAGGGUAA
This is a messenger RNA of Chondrus crispus (carragheen), 471 nucleotides long. RefSeq lists its product as hypothetical. Bases 1 to 471 code for a protein of 156 amino acids. The record is from RefSeq and is a predicted model, not a curated record. The transcript has a single exon. NCBI's taxonomy places the organism in Eukaryota, Rhodophyta, Florideophyceae, Gigartinales, Gigartinaceae.